Leptinotarsa decemlineata (Colorado potato beetle) is the source of this 1968-nucleotide messenger RNA. RefSeq names its product protein peste. Lineage: Eukaryota; Metazoa; Arthropoda; Insecta; Coleoptera; Chrysomelidae. The record is from RefSeq and is a predicted model, not a curated record. Gene Ontology annotation, molecular function: scavenger receptor activity. Gene Ontology annotation, cellular component: cytoplasm; membrane.
CUUUUCAUCUCAUACAAUGAGAAAUGGCGAUAAAGUUCAUAAACAUCGUCUGAAUCAGCGUGAUCACAAAGCCUAUUAGCAAUUCUGAACAAAAAUUUAAUCGGUUGAAGUUUAAAUUCUUGUUAUGUUAAGUGACAGUCCAACAUGGAACUUCAGUUGUGCCUCGUAUCAUCAAAGGUCAGAAUGCGAUAAAUGAUAACACACUUUAGUUAUAUUAUACUCGUGGGGAAUGAAAUUAUGUAUUUAUAAUUUGUAGUUUGACGUUUCAAAUAAUAUCAUGUAGUUCUUUUUGGAAACAGGCCGUUCUAUUUCAUGAAAUGUUCGUAUGUCAUAUUAUCUUGACAUUGAUGCAGUUACUAACAGACAAAAACAACAAAAAAUGAAAAGUAGACGUCGCCAGUGUGGUCAAAUCUGCCUCCUUCUCACGGGCAUCUUCUUCAUCGGCACUGGUGUUACCAUCUUCAUUUUUUUCGAAGCCUUAUAUGAGUUCCUCCUCAAAGAGGUCCUCAAGAUAGCCCCGGACUCCAUAGUGUUCAACAACUGGAGAACUAACGAUCCACCCCUCAUUAUGGACAUAUAUAUUUUUAAUUGGACAAACGCACAUCAAGUGAAAAAUCAUUCGGUCAAGCCGGAAUUUCAAGAAAUCGGACCUUAUAGGUUCAAGGAAGUGAAAGAUAAAGUGAAUAUAACGUGGCAUAAUAAUCACACGAUAAGUUACAUGCAUGAUCACAAAUAUUUUUUUGAUGCGGAACACAGUGUUAGGAACUUAAGUGAUGUGAUAACUACCCUAAACGCUGUACCAUUGACAAUUGCUUACAAAGCUAGACAUCUUGGACUUUUUGCCAAAAUGCCGAUCUCCAUAGCCCUAUCAACAACAUCGUCUAUUUACGUAAAAAAGACCGCUGGGGAACUUUUGUUCGAGGGUUAUCGUGACCCAAUCCUGAGUACCCUCUACAGAUUACCUUUUGUACAAGUUCAGGAUAAGUUUGGAUAUUUUUACGGUAAAAACGGGACCAUUGGAGAAGAUGGUGUUUACUCCAUGUCCUACAGGAAUGAUGAAAAUUUUGGAAAAAUCGUGAGUUGGAAGUACCGGAAUCGAACCGACUUUUUCCAGGGCGAGUGCAACGACAUCAGAGGAUCUGCAGGCGAAUUUUUCCCUUUCGAUCGUCAAAGGGAUAGGCUGGAGUUAUACAAUUCCCAGCUUUGCAAGUAUGCCAUCCUAGAAUAUGUUGAAGAUGUUAGUGUUGAUGGGAUUCAUGCGUAUAAAUACACCGGCGAUAACAUGUUUGAUAAUGGUACCACUCGUCCGGAGAACGCCUGUUACUGCGUGGGCGAAUGUAUUCCCUCGGGAGCAUUCAACGUAUCCAGUUGCCGAGAUGGUUCACCCACUUUCCUUUCACUACCACAUUUCUAUAAUGCUGAUCCCUCGUAUACCCAGAAUAUGAAGGGGAUGAAGCCAGAAAAGAGUAAACAUUCAUUCUUUUUCGAAGUCGAACCGAAAACCGGACUCAUUCUCAAUGUCCAAGCAGGAAUGCAAGUGAAUAUGUUACUUCAGCCGAUACCAAAAAUAAGAAUGUACGACAAUGUGCCAAAAAUGUUUGUGCCACUGUUCUACUUUAGUCAGAAUAUGAAACUGGCAGAAUAUGCCAGAUCUCAAAUAAGAAUGCUUCAAAAUCUGCCAGAAUACAGCAACUACCUCUUCUACGUUCUGCUAAGUCUAGGAUCCAUUUUGAUACUCUGGGCGGUAUGUUCCUGUAUCUGUUGCUCAAGAUCCACAGACAAAUUUGAGCUGAAUGGUAAAAUGAUCAAAAACUCGCUUCACGAAGAGGUACCAUUGAAAGAACAGACAAGCCAAAGAAAGUAUACCUUUCACAAAGUCAAGAAGUGAAUGGUCCAAGCAUACAUGACAUUGAUAUUAGCUUAAGCGUAAUAUUUGUAAAUAAAUUUUUUAUUGUUGUCAUAUUUUUA